This is a messenger RNA of Chanos chanos (milkfish), 1380 nucleotides long. RefSeq names its product olfactomedin 4, tandem duplicate 2 (gene olfm4.2). Gene Ontology annotation, biological process: signal transduction. The transcript has 5 exons. The record is from RefSeq and is a predicted model, not a curated record. Bases 1 to 1380 code for a protein of 459 amino acids. Lineage: Eukaryota; Metazoa; Chordata; Actinopteri; Gonorynchiformes; Chanidae.
AUGCAUCCUCUUCUACUGCUCCUCUCCAUCGUUGGUCCAACCUGUGCUUGGCUGCCAUUGGAGGACUGGGGUUCUGGCAACGUAACUGCAUCUGUUGGAGAUUCUGGCCAGUGUACCUGUAAUGUGUUUUUACCUGAUAUCACUUUCCCCGCUGACCGAGUAGAACACAUGCAGACCUCAUUCAGUGAGCUGACUCUUGAAGUGGAGCUAGAAAUCAACAAACUGGUCAGUUAUAAGGAGCAACUGGUCAUUCUUCUAGGACAGCUCUCCAACUUAACUCUCCGUGUGGAGAUUCUUGAAAGUGGGCCAGACAAGUAUAUCAAACUAGAGUUUGAGCUCCUCAGGAUUGAACUCAGAGAAUUUGAGGCACUGGUCACACAGCUGAAGACAUCCCUAAACUCAUCUUCACCAGCUUUUGACAACCUCUAUGCAGAAAUUCGCAAUAUGAGCCGGACUGUGGAUCAGCUAGAGAGCUAUGAUCAGAGCAACCUAGAGGUGAUCCGUAUUGAGUUUGCAAAACUACAGAAGAAACUGGAGAACUGUCGAGAUGAACAAGAUGACUUUUCCAACGCAGAGAUUGGCUCCUGCGAACACAGAGGUAUCCUCAGACUAAGCAAACCUGUGAUUAGCCAGUUCAAUGCUCACCUCAGUACUUCCUACAGAUAUGGAGGAUGGGGUAAAGAUUCUAACCCUCUACCCGGGUCUGAAUCCAUGUACUGGUACUCUGGGUUCUCUGACACUUUGGUCAGAACAAUUACACUUUACUCGGAUUACUACAAACUGGUAAUGAGACAAGCCUUUAAAACUGUCGAUUUGUAUGCACGAUAUGACUAUCGAGGAAGAGGCAAUAAUUAUAUUGUGCGAGGCAACACUUUGUACUACCAAUAUAAUAACCCCUUCAGCAUGGCAAAAUAUAAUUUUACCAGUUCGACAGCCACUUACAGGGCCAUUCCUGAGGCAACCACAAGAUUCUCCUACCGUUACUCAGACUAUCAGAACUUAGACUUUGCAGCAGAAGAGAAUGGAUUGUGGGUAACCUAUGCCACAGAGGAAUCGCAGGGCAGAUUGAUCAUUGGUAAAAUUGAUGAGGGAUCUUUUGCACUGCAAGAGACAUGGGAGACUAGUAUAUUCAAACCAUCUGUGGGCAACGUAUUCAUGGUUUGUGGGGUACUUUAUGCUACCAGAUCUGUGAAUGUCCACACAGAGGAAAUUUUCUAUACCUAUGACACAAACACUGGACAAGAAAAAUAUGUCAACAUUCAGUUUGAGAAGUUCCAGGACUUCUAUUCCUACCUGGACUACAACCCUACUGAUCAGAAACUCUACAUGUACAAUGAUGGCUACUAUGUUUCUUACAAUAUAAAAUUCAAGACUGCUUGA